Messenger RNA from Anguilla rostrata (American eel), 6354 nucleotides. It is a transcript of the gene sbk1, whose product is annotated as SH3 domain binding kinase 1. NCBI's taxonomy places the organism in Eukaryota, Metazoa, Chordata, Actinopteri, Anguilliformes, Anguillidae. The record is from RefSeq and is a predicted model, not a curated record. Gene Ontology annotation, biological process: peptidyl-serine phosphorylation; peptidyl-threonine phosphorylation. Gene Ontology annotation, molecular function: ATP binding; protein serine/threonine kinase activity.
UUAAAUUCUGUAAUGAAUGAAAUAAGAACACGAGACUAACGUAAACAGUAAUAAACGUUAAACUGAUAAGAAUCAAGGUGAUGUCCACAAAAUCAGUAGAAAACCAGAGAUAUUGAAUUACUAGACAUUUUACUCAGAAUUUAAUUGGAUUGAGGUUCUUCAAAACUGGGGUUUGAUGGACAUUAUUUGUUCUAUUUUUCCUGUUAAUUUUAAGGAUAAAUGCAAACUGGGUUAUGUCUUUGAAGAACUGAACUGGGUCUUCAGCCCCACAGACGAAAAUCCAGGACAGCCUCGCGCAGGCAAGCAGAUUGACAAGGGGGCGAGGUUGCUCCGCUUCGAAUGUUAAUACAUCUACUGUGGACAGUUGCCACCACUGUGAUUUAACGCACGGAAUUUGGCACACAAAGGUGCUUCUGAAAAUUGUAAUGAAAUGAACAAGUUCACAUGAUGGCAUCUCCUACGAACAACGAAGUGACCCGAUUCAAGUAACCGCUAAGAAAUAGUACGGAAUAUUGGACCGCGCACUCGCAACCUGAACUCGGCAGAGCGUGAGUACAAAGACAGACAAUCAAGCGAAGAGCACAGAGGAUACGCGCAAUGGUAGAGCGCUGUAUGCAUGUCGCAAUUCAUCUCCUUUGCACUCAUAAAGGGUGCAAAUGCAUAAGGAGAACAUCAUUUGGUGCUUUAUAAAUAUUUAGCUAAAACGAAUUCCUCUCAUUUCGAAAAUUAUUAAUGCUCUUCUGAGAACUCUGAUAAUUAGAUAUAUUCUACAACAAGUACAUCGAGCCUAAUAGGCUACCUGCACAUCCUGUACAUUUGACAAUACUGUUCCAUAUGAACGCUUUGACCCAGAUUAACUGAAGGCAUAAGAAAUAAGGAGCAUUUUGGAGCAUUGCCAUUGAUCACCGGGGAAGUACCAGGUCAGUGAACGAGCAAAGGUGCCCCUAGAGCGGCGAGUGAAUGCAGGACCAUGGGGGAGAAAGACAGGUCGCCAGCAGUCUGUCCCACUGUUCCAAGGUGAGCCUGUCUCCAGCGGGAGGAGGGGGCUGCGCGGGCGGGUCCCCCACGGGCAAGAUGGGCUGCUGCGGGGUGCCCGUGGAGGACAUGCAGGCCCUGGCCAUCAGCUCGCUCUCCGCCGCCGACAUACACAAGCGCUACGAGCACAUCCGCGAACUGGGCAAGGGCACGUACGGCAAGGUGGACCUGGUGGCGCACCGCACGCAGGGUACCAAGCUGGCCCUGAAGUUUGUCAACAAGAACAAGACCAAGCUCAAGAGUUUCCUGCGAGAGUAUAGCAUAACCAGCGACCUCAGCUGCAGCCCCUUCAUCAUCAAAGUGCUGGACGUGCUGUUCGAGACGGAAGAGAGUUAUGUGUUUGGCCAGGAGUACGCGCCAGCUGGAGACCUGUUUGACAUCAUCCCCCCACAGGUUGGCCUGCCGGAGGAGAUGGUGAAACGCUGCAUCCAGCAGCUGGGCCUGGCUCUGGACUUCAUGCACAGCAAGAGCCUGGUGCACCGGGACGUCAAGCCGGAGAACGUGCUGCUGUUCGACCGCGAGUGCCGGCGCAUCAAGCUGGCCGACUUCGGCAUGACGCGGCGGGUGGGCAGCCGGGUGAAGCGCAUCAGCGGCACCAUCCCCUACACGGCGCCCGAGGUGUGCCAGGCCAGCCGUGCCGAGGGCUUCCUGGUGGACUGCAGCCUGGACGUGUGGGCCUUCGGGGUGCUCAUCUUCUGCAUGCUGACCGGCAACUUCCCCUGGGAGGCGGCGCUGCCCUCCGACGCCUUCUACGAGGAGUUCUGGCGGUGGCAGCGCGGGCCCUGCCGGCCCGGAGUCUUCCCCUCGCAGUGGCGGCGCUUCACGGACGACGCGCUGCGCAUGUUCCAGCGCCUGCUGGCCGUGGAGCCCGAGAAGCGCUGCUGCGUCAAGGACGUCUUCUACUUCAUCAAGUACGAGCUGAUGAGCGAGCUGCGCCGCCGGGCCUCCUGCAGGGGCAAGCGGCCGAGCGGGGCGUGGCCUCCUGCGGCAGCGGCUCCUCCUCUUCCUCCCGCCCCGGCCACAGACACCCCGAGCCCUCCACCCCGCCCGCCUCCUCCUCCUCCUGCCUCCGGCCCGCCCCCCUCAAGAGAACCGUCCUCUCGGACCCUCACUCCUCCCGCUUGGACCAGCCUGCACCACUCCCCCGGGCGGCAGGAGAAGGGCAAAGGGCAGGUGGUGAUGGCUACAGCAAUCGAGAUCUGUGUGUGACAGCAGAGAGGGCGGGGUUUAGGGCGGGUUCAGGGGUAGCGGCAUCAGGGUCUGCAGUAGGAACCUUCUUACAGCUAGAAUUCAAAACGGUGUGCCCUUCAAAGUAUCUGUUCAACAGGGAAGGGAACAUCAUGCUGGCUUGAUACAUUCUUAGAAGAAAGGGUUCCAAAAGGCUCCUCUGUGUCGGCAUAGAGCCCGUGUAGUGCAAGGGCUCUGUUGGGAGCUGUGGAGGGUCGUGUAAAGAACUAAAAAGGGUUCCCCUAUGAAGACAAGCCAAAGAACCCUUUCUUCUGAGAGUGUAGUUCAUCCCAUUUUUUCUGAUGCUAGUUUAUCAUGAUAUGAAAUGUUCUCUACAUGCCUUUGAAUCUUCAUCCCCAAAUAAUCUGCGUGUGCUGAUUAACCACACUUCCUGCCUACAAGUGGGGACUUCUAGAGGAGAGUUUUAAAGAAACGCACUCUACUCUAUAAAGACUUGCACCUUGGGGAGGCCUUUCUUAACUAGGUCAUGUAAAGUACUUCACAAUGCAUGCCACUGUUUGGAAGGCCAGUGAUUCCAGGGGUGCUCUGACUUUGACUGAUAAAACGGCGUCCAUACGAUCUCCAAGCCAACCACCAAGUGGACCUUUCAGAUGAGGAAAACCUUCACGGAAAGGGAUGGCUUUAAUGGGGCACGACAACAUGAAGCGCAAAUGUAGCAGUUUCCUAGGAGACAGCUGUCCGCUGUGUCCUUUGUGCUCUGAUACUGUUUUAUGUGCACCCAAAUAAGGCUCUCCUCUGUUUGAUCACGUCAAACCAAUCUCAGGACGGCACUCAGGGGCAGACUUCCUGUUCUGGGGUUCUUUGUUCUACCUGUUAUCUCAUUACUGUCUGAGAAAGGAACUAUGACAAAGACCUGUAUAUGCGCACUCAGUGGUUAGGUACAGUAACUGCUCAUUGCUAAAUCAGUACUGCAGGCUUGUGCCUCAGAGGUGUUCUACUGUAUCUCCCAGUAUAGAAAAGCAUAUGUUUGUAUCUUGUUGAGUGACACACUCAGAACAGAAUUAUCCUUCUGUUUUUCCCCUUGAUUUACAGGGGCAUCAAUUUUGGAUAAGGGAAUUUAAUUAUGUUUACUCUGUGCGUGAAUGAGUGAGUGUGACCAAAGUCAGUUUUAGUAUGCAAAAAUGAUUUGUAAAGCACAAGCAAUUGGAGUAAUGAAAAAUUCUUUAAGGAGUUGCCUACUCCCUCACCACUUCCUACCCUCAAAACUAAAACUCUAUACCCUACCAUAUGUUUCUUUCUGGGACAGUGAACUUCUGGCCCUAGUCAUUUGCUACAUUUAAACACAGCCGUUAUUACAUGCGUUGUCAUUUUAUGAAAACGAAUAGUCAAACCCACUGGAGUUUACAUUGCUGUAGCGCUGUUCACUGUCCAACUGUAAGUGUAGCGAUCAAAAUGGAAUGCAUUUGUAAAUUAGGAUAGAAAAGGCACAGUUGGAAUCCCAUUAAAAACUCAUCACAGGCUGUGGAGUAUCUGUUAGCAACUCUCACAUGGACGGACAGAGUCAGUAGGUCCUCCUUCCUAGAAUACAGCAGCUGUGUUGGAGUACCUCUGGAGUAGUAUCAAAUUUUUAGUGUCUUAGAAGUAGAAGAUAUGGGUACCUGGGAAGGGUGGGAUAAAGGGGAGGGUGGGGUUUUGGGAUGAUUUCCAGAAAAAUGCACUGUAUGUAGCAAAAACAAGUACUGGCUAUGUAUAUUAAAACAUUACACAAGGAAGGACAAAUACAUUUGUUAAUCAUUUGUUUUACUAGAAAUAGCAGCCUGCAGAGAACAGUUGUGAUGGACAGGAGGUGAUAGGAGUCACAAAAAAUAAGCAAGUCACCCCAUGGGUUUGGGAAAUGCAGCUUGGUUUAAUGUUUCCUGUUGUCCUGUCUUCCUGAACAUGAGCUCAUUCAGCUGCAGCUCAGAUCAUUAUUCCACCUUGUCUGACUCAUCAUUGAUUUUUCUCUCACUUUCCCAUCUGUCCUCCCAUCAUUCAUCCCCCCCCCCCCCUCCCCCGUGGCCUGGGACAGCGAUCUCACCUCAUGUCUGGAAAGCUAUGCCACUGUUCUGAAAUGUUCUUUUUUUCCUAAACAUCUGAGAUUUCUUCUUCUGUUUAUGGCUUUGCAGAACAUAAAAGGGUAGAUCACGUUCCGGGAUUUUUUUUUGUGUAUGUUUUUUCUUUUGGUUGUUCAGAUGGUUUUAUGUGCAAUGAAUGAUAUUUCAGAUAUUCACUUUCUGAUGACCUCUCUGCUUUAUAAUGGCAGGUAUAGGGGCAUUGUAUUUCCAGGCUGUAGAUAGGAACAGAACUAUAAUAUGUUUUCACAUUUAUACACAUAAAUAUCAGUAUAUUUAUGCUGUGUCGGUACUUCUUUCCUUGAGCUCAUUCAAGCUCCAUGUGCAGUAGGAAAGAGUUCCAACCAAAGAUUUUAAGCAUAAUGUCUUGAAAAAUAAUCAACUCGUAUACAUACAUUACUGGCGCAAAUAGUGGAAACACUGCACUUAAAGAAGUUCAGUACUCUCAAACCUGUGCCCUGUCUUCUGUUGUUGCUUCUCAGAGCUAUUUUCAUCUGUAAAAAUAUAUUUUGGAUAGUUAUCUUCUUGACCAUAAGUGGUAAAAUAUACAAGCCAAAAAAGGGUUUCUUUGUAUCAAUAUUAUCAUUUUAUUUAGAAAAAUACUGUACAAAGAAAUAAAUGUAAAAGCUGAUUAUAAAAUUUCCAACAGUAAGAUAAAUAAGACUGCUCAAUUAUGUAGGCAUGAACUAAUACAUAUAGGAAAGUGUAAUGAAUAUAACACAAAUGCAACUAAUUUCUUAAUUUUAGUUUUAUGUUGAUAUUAGAUUUAUUACAUAUUACAUUUAUUAUGCCAAAAAGAGAGACUGUUCCAAAAUGUUGCAUUAGUUGUCAAACUCUGUAUGUAGUGUUUCCAUAAUUUGAGUCAUUACUUUAUAUAGAACCUCUGCAUGCAUACUGUCAAUACAAGCUGUGGAGUUCCUAGAAGUGUUCCUUGAAUUUUCUUGCUUUAGACAACAAAGCCCCAAAUGCCCUGUACCUGCCAUUUUAAACCUGGUGUGUCAUCCAAAACUUCUGUAAAUGUCUGAAAUGUCCUUCAUCACACAUUAAACGUGUCUGUGCCAAUGAAAUAUCUAAAUAAAAUUUUUUUUUUGAAGCCCUUGGAAAGUGAACUAUCCCUUCAGGUUCUCAUAAUCCGCUCGCUGUUCAGUCAUGGUGAAAUUAGCAGUUGGCUUGGCGGUAAUGUUCUUUUUUUUUAAAGCGAAAGAAAUGGGGCGUUCUGAUUGGCAAUAAUGAAACCAAACCUCCAUCGCCCCCAAAGUUAAUUUAUUCCUAUUGAACCAGCUUCUUCACAAGUUCGCUAUAGUUGCACUGAAGCUUGGUGUCACAAAAUUACUUAAAUUGAGUUGGAUACGGCCUAAUGCACCAGCAUCUUGUGUUUGAGCUAGCGUAUGACAAUUGCGCCUUGACUGUUAAAACAGGGCCCACGAUGUGAAAUAUGAAAUCUCUUGGAGAAUGAUCAUGGAGUUUGUUUCCUUUGGCUCUGGUGUGGGCUGAGUGUGUGUCUACGUGCAUGUGAGCAUGCAUGCCAUCACUUUUCUUUGAGUUUUUGUCAUCCUCACUCAUGUUCUGUAGUCACUUCAUUGUUUCAGUUUUUAAAAGUGCCAGCUGUCCUCCCAGCCACCUGCUUGUGUUUGCUUGUCCAUUCACGCUCCUGCAGGGUUUUAGGAAUAUGUGCUAUUUCUGCCUUAGGCCUUGGUGUUUCCAAAUAGUGCAAUAAUAUAGAAGAUGACAAGGGAUAGAUUAACUAUUUUGUGGUGACCACCUGUUUACCUCAGUUGUGUCCUGAUUGUACCAACUCAGCUUGUUUUUCACCUGUGAAUAUGUAUGUUAAUUUACAAUAUACAUAUGUAGACCUGUUAUAUACUAGAAACCUUAAAACUAGAAAAGAAAAUUAAGGAUGCCUAAGGUUCCAUUUUACAAACUGUACUAAAAUUUAGUGUUUUUAUUUUGAUUUUGUUAGUGUGUUGGUUCUCUGUAGCCUUUGAAGCAGACCAGAAUUAAAGUUGUGAUAGCUAAAGUG